This is a messenger RNA of Bombyx mori (domestic silkworm), 2438 nucleotides long. RefSeq lists its product as uncharacterized. The record is from RefSeq and is a predicted model, not a curated record. The transcript is spliced from 4 exons. The coding region runs from base 268 to 957 and encodes 229 amino acids. Lineage: Eukaryota; Metazoa; Arthropoda; Insecta; Lepidoptera; Bombycidae.
ACAUAUACCCGAGCUUAUACGAGGUAUGUGUUCGGUUUUUAUCAAGCGGUGCUUGGACGCGCGCGUGCUCCGCCGACCGACGGACAGACAACACACAGUUGAUGUUCGCGCGCCGUGAGGAAGACACAUCCGCUAGUCUGUGCUAGUGAUUUACUGUGUUCAAGAAAACGACCGAGUGAAUUUGAUUAUCGUAACUUUGACGUGACCUGUGAACGAAAUAAAGGGCUUAAACGUAUGCGAAAGUAGAGAGCUUCAGUUAGAAGAAACAUGACAUCGACUACGAGGUUACAGUUGCUGACGUGCCUGAUGGUGUACGCGUCCAGUGUACACGGCAUCAUGGUGAAGUUCGGCACGAAGGGUGGGCCCAUCGAGCCACCGGUCCCUGAGCCGUCGCUGCCUCCCCCGCAGCCGUAUCGAGCUCCCGCACCGGUUUGGGAAGAAAGGUCUAAUGACGCACCAGACCCCAACGCUCAAUGGAGACCCCAGCCCUUCAAAUCUCAACCUCGAUACACGCAUAUCGUAUACAACGUUCCAACUGCUCCUCCUCUAUCUUUAACCAAUGCUCAAAAAUUCGUCAACUCCUACAUACCAAACCGACGAACAGUUCAGCCAAUACAGGCAGAACCCACCCAAAACUAUUUCACACCAGCCCAAUUCUUAAGUUCUCAAAGCCUACCAGGUGUUGGUCUGAGAUAUUUUGUUCCUUUAUAUCUCAAUGAGCAAAAAAUAGAAAAAAGUAAACAGGAUGAUUCGAAACUAAAUCGUAUUGAAACCGAUCAAGUCGAUGAGACUAGUAAAUACUCUGCCAGUGAUUCUCAGUGGAAAUAUGAGAAAGAAGCCGCAAAAAGAACUACAAGAAACACGCAAGAGGUAAUCAACUAUUUUUAUCAGAACUGGAGUUUAGCUUAUCACAAAAUUGAUGAACAUAAAAGAAAUAGGUUUAUCAGUAAUAUAUAAUAAAAUUGGUUAACUCUGACUUGUAGAGCAUGUUCUCGGAAAAUUACAACGUUAUUAUUAUAAGGGAUUUUUAUUGAAUAUCUUUAAUAUAAAAACAUUAAAUCUGAAACAACAUUCAAACUAUUUAUUUUGAAAUUCAUGUCUAGUAUUUGUAACUCCAUUUUAAGAUUUGUUAGCGUACUAGUCUACUUAUUACAUGACGUGUUUAUUUUGUGGCAAAUAUUUGAAUACGUACAAGUUUUAAGUUUAAAUUCUUUUGUUACAGGUUGAAACAUUCCCCAUCUACCAAUGGCCAAUAUAUAUUAUUCCUCGACACCGUUAAGAUUUUAACAACAUUUUAUUAAUUUACAGACAUCGCAGCUGAUCAUAUUGUGCAAAAACUUUUUUAAACAAUAUGGAUCAAGAAAUGUAUUUAAUAGAAACUCGUUUUUUUUUUUUUUUUUAAAUAAGAUUAUACAGGUAAUUUCAAAAUGAACUUGCGAUGUCAUAAGUAGUUAGUGUUUAAGUAAGAUUAAGAUAAAAGUGCCAGAAUUUAAAAUAAUCGUAUACAUAAUUGCAUAAAAAUUGCGUCUGACAGUGUUUAAUAUAUAAAAAAAAAACUAUGUGAAGUCUUAUGAAAUUAAAUGCACAAUGAAUAAGUAUGUGCAUUUGGUAUUACAAAAACUGUCCUUCACGGAUUGUCAUGGCAAUUUGAUUUAUAUUUAAUAUGUAGUAAUGUAUGGAAGGUACCCUUUCGAAUGCAUAUCAAAAUAUGAUUAAUUCGUCUUCAAGGUUAAAUAUAGAGCUGUGAAAAUCACAUUCAAAUUUCUGAUUUACAGCUCACGAUUGUGUGAUUUCAGUUAUUUAUGUUGAUUUUAAUAGUUUUCUGAUGGCAGCCCCUUGGCAUUCAAACUAUAAAACUGACGUUUAAUGUUUUCUAUACUAUAAUAAAGUGGAAGUAUACUAAAAAUUGAAUUAGGAAUGGAUUAGGUUGGAAAAUUUGUUGAAUCCAAAUUAGUAGAGGCGUUCCAUUAUUGUCAAAAAUAUUAUGGUACCUAAUGAUGUAAUUAUAUAAUACAUAUUGUUUCAUUCGCAAGUAUGUACGAUAUGUAACGACAGAUACAUUUUGUCGCUCAACCACUGCGAAAUAGAAACGAGAAAGACAAUUAUGAUGACUAUUUUCACAAAAAAAAACUGGAACAUAUAAUAAUAUCAUUUGUUUUGUGUUCACAAUGGCGAGACGAAGUUUUAUUACACCAUUGUAUAAACUAUUUUUAGAUUUUCGUCAGCAAAAAUAAAACAGAUAUUUGGUUCAGUUAUAGGUGUAUGUAUAUAUUUUAUUUCCAACAGAAACGAUUUUAUGUUUGUGAUUUUUCACGUCGUUAAGUUUUUGUUUAUAUUUUUAAUAAUAUUCUUUGACGAAUCAAACGUUUUUGUAUGUAUGUCCCGUAGUUUUAAUUACGCUUGUAAAUAUGUAAAAUAAAUGGAUAUUAUUUUUCAAA